GGAAUAGGUAUUUGGAGAAGAGGAGAAAGUACUACUUGUGCCCACUGAUUUCUCAGAGGAGUACCUCUACUGAAAAAACACUUCAGCAUGAAUUGUUAUGUGUCACUACAAUUUCUCUUGGGACUGGCUCAACUAUAUCCCUGUCACACAGAUAUGACCAACUCUAAAAUGCAUGAGAUGAACCAGUCACUACGAUCUCAUUUAAGAGCAAAGCGGAGCUGGGUGUGGAAUCGUUUUUUUGUGCAAGAGGAGCUGACAGUAACUGAGCAACAUGUUGGCCGGCUGAAAUCUAAUCUGGAUGAAGGGGAUGAGUCUUUGUUGUACUUGUUGUCUGGGGAUGGAGCUGGGAGUAUUUUUACCAUUAACAACAGAACAGGUGAUAUAACUGCCAUAAAAAAGCUUGACAGAGAGGAGAAAGCCUACUACAAACUUAGAGCUCAGGUAAUAAAUAUUUACACUGGGAAACCUGUGGAACCUGAGUCUGAAUUUGUCAUCAAAGUUCUGGAUAUCAAUGACAAUAAACCAGAAUUCCUAGAUGGACCUUAUGAGACCACCAUACCAGAGAUGUCUCCAGAAGGAACUUCUGUUAUCCAGGUGACAGCUACAGAUAAUGAUGAUCCUUCACAUGGGAAUAAUGCUAGACUCAUUUAUACUAUACUACGGGGACGACCCUAUUUUUCUGUAGAGCCAACGACAGGAAUACUAAGAAUUUCUUCACAAAUGGACCGAGAGGCUAAAGACCAGUAUUUAGUUGUUGUUCAAGCCACAGACAUGCUUGGUCUUCCAGGAGGACUUUCUGGCACAACAACUGUCACAAUUAAUCUCUCUGAUGUCAAUGAUAACAGGCCUAUAUUUCAACUUGGACUCUACCACAUGAAUGUCUCUGAAUCUGCACCAGUUGGAACUUCCAUAGGAAUAAUCAUGGCAGAAGACAGUGACAUAGGAGAGAAUGCAAAAAUGAAUUACAGUAUUGAAGAUGGUUCAUACAUCUUUGACAUUAUCACCAAUAAUGAGACUCAGGAAGGAAUAGUUGUAUUAAAAAAGAAAUUGGAUUAUGAGGUUCAGCGACAAUACAGCAUUCGAGCAAAAGUUACAAACAGCUUUAUUGAUAAAAAUUUCCCAAAGGAUGAAAAUUCCGGACAAACUACUGUUAUUAAAAUCAGAGUGGAAGAUGCUGAUGAACCACCAAUUUUCUCCCAUCUGGAGUAUCCAAUGGAGAUUGCUGAAGAAUCUCCCUAUGGUUCAUAUGUGGGCACUGUAUUUGCCAGAGAUCCAGAUAUUACCAACUCUCCAAUCAGGUAUUCUAUUGUUGGCUGCAGUUUAUUCAGCAUUGAUGACAAUGGCACCAUCAUUACAACUGAACCUCUGGACCGGGAGAUAGCUAUAUGGCAUAACAUAACUGUUAUAGCCACUGAAAAAAAUAAUUCACAACAAGUAUCUGAGGCACAUGUGCAUGUGCAGGUUCUGAAUGUCAAUGACCAUGCCCCUGAAUUCUUCCAGUACUAUGAGACAUAUGUUUGUGAAAAGGCAAAUGCUGGGGAGCUAAUUCAGAUCAUCAGUGCUGUGGAUAGGGAUGCUUCUGCAGAAGACCAUUUGUUUUACUUCAAUCUGUCUACAGAAGCCACAACCAACUUGAGUUUUACUGUCAGAAACAAUCAAGAUAACACAGCUGGAAUUCUGACCACCAGGAGUGGCUUUAGCCGCCAAGAACAGCCUGUCUUCUAUCUGCCAAUUUUAAUUGCAGACAAUGGAAUUCCACCACUUACAAGUACAAAUACUCUUACUAUCCAUGCCUGUGAUUGUGAUGAGAGAGGUGGUACCCAGUCCUGCACAUAUGGAGCUCUUACAUUUUCCAUGGGUUUCAGCACAGAAGGUUUAAUUGCUAUUUUGGCCUGUAUGCUAAUAAUAUUAGUGUUUGUCUUCAUGAUCCUGGGCCUAAAGCAGAGACAGAAACAAGAUCUAUUUCUUGAAAAGGGUGAAGAAUUUAGGGAGAAUAUUGUCAGAUAUGAUGAUGAAGGAGGUGGAGAAGAAGAUACAGAGGCUUUUGAUAUUGCAGCACUGCGGGCCCGCACUGUAAUAAGAGCAAGAAAGACUCGGAAAAAUAUCACCACUGAAAUCAGGAGUCUAUAUAGGCAAUCUCUGCAGGUGGGUCCGGACAGUGCUGUGUUCAAGGAAUUCAUUUUGGCCAAGCUUGAAGAGGCCAAUACAGAUCCUUGUGCACCUCCCUUUGACUCUCUACAGACUUAUGCAUUUGAGGGAACAGGGUCACUAGCUGGAUCUCUUAGCUCCCUGGAGUCAAGCAUUUCAGAUCCAGAUCAGAAUUUUGAUUACUUAACUGAAUUAGGACCUCGCUUUAAAAAAUUAGCAAGCAUAUAUGGCUCCAGAUUUCAUGCAAAGAAUUAGUUUUCUAGGGGAUUAAAAAAAAAGAUAUAGUAGGGUAUAUGUGAUCCUAUGGUCUACCAAAUUCGAUAAAUUAGCAGAUCAUAUGUAAACAAGUGUAUUCUAUAUCUCUGUACUGCCAAUCAGCUUUUCUUGGUUUUCUGGCUGUUACUGAAUCUGCUCCAUUACCUACUGUGAUCAUCUUCUAAAUUGCAUCCUAAUGACCACAAAGAGUUAAUGGUUCUUCUUAAGUACUGUCUCCUGUCUCAUAUGUAAAGAGCAACUUGAGCAGUGAACAGAAUCAGAUUUUAUAAGUUGUACCUUUGGGAGGACCUAAUGGUAUGAUAUAACUUUGAAGAAUACUUAAAUGAAUGAAUGGGUUCCUGCCUGAGAAUCUUUUUAGUCCUCUAGGUCCUCCCUUGUAAAUAUUCUGCCUGAGUUAAUCUUUAAAAUAUCUCCAAAGUGUGGCAUAUAACAGGAUU
Messenger RNA from Vombatus ursinus (common wombat), 2861 nucleotides. It is a transcript of the gene CDH19, whose product is annotated as cadherin 19. Gene Ontology annotation, cellular component: catenin complex; plasma membrane; adherens junction. Gene Ontology annotation, molecular function: calcium ion binding; cadherin binding. The record is from RefSeq and is a predicted model, not a curated record. NCBI's taxonomy places the organism in Eukaryota, Metazoa, Chordata, Mammalia, Diprotodontia, Vombatidae. Gene Ontology annotation, biological process: calcium-dependent cell-cell adhesion; cell morphogenesis; multicellular organism development. Bases 88 to 2403 code for a protein of 771 amino acids. The transcript is spliced from 11 exons.